CCAUGUUCUCUCCAUUUGCUUCUCCGUUUCGCCACAGAUGGCUCUCGCGUUUCAGUGCAUGAAAAUGGAUGCCAAUGUUGUUAAUGGCGGAUAUGGCUGCCGGUAAAUCAUGCUGAACUGAAGAAUUUCAGUCACCCAGAUUUGAUUUUCCAUUAUUUCGGUUUCUUUCGCCCUGCUGACUUGUAGAAUUCUGUGGAGAGUUUCUGGUAGUAUUAGCGAUAUUUUCUCUGUCAAAUUUGUCAACCCGUUUUAUGUUUUGCAAGAAUGUCAAUUUCUAGUUCUGAUCUCAAACAUGCUCUACGCAAAACCGACUUUCCGUUUUGUGCUCGCGAAGCUUUGACAAGAAUCGAACAAAUAUACGCUCCAAAUGCAAUGGGAAGACCUCCAAGUAACAAGCAAAUUGAUCUUGCCGCGGAAGUAAUGGCAGAAUUUGUAUUUUGCGAAGCAGACCGCAGAGGCAGUAGAAAACGACGCCUUUCUUGUAUUCAAGAACUUCAACUUUUGGAGGUGCUCUGUGAUUAUUUUACUUAUUCGGGUGCUAGUAAUGAACCUGCACGAAAUGCUGUUUUUAUGGCUCUUUUCCCUGCUUCUAAUGCAGAACGAUGUAGGUUACUUGCGAAAUUAGUGUCAAUGGCUAUAUCAACCAAGAAUACACCAGUCCUAAAUGCUACUGGUGUAUGGAUGCAGCAUUUAGGCAGUGCAACACAGGGCAGCUUGGAAUUGGCACAAGGGUUAGUAAAAGACUAUUUUGUGCUAGUACCUCGUGCAGGUAGUGGAUUGCAAGACUUACCACAACUGGCUCCCUAUUUCACUUCCAGCCUUUUAACAGCUGUUGCAGAGAUAUACACUGGAGAGGGUCCUACAUCUGCCCCUCCUCAGCCACUUUUGGAAGUUGUAACGCAAUGGGUGGCAGAUCUUCCAACACUUUGCAUAGCAGCUCUUCCUGCAGAGCCACUGCAUAGGACUUCUCCCACUACUCCAUACGCCGGUUUGUUUCGAUGGUGUAUUUUGGCACCAUUGCAUUUCCAUCCAUCCCCAGCAGUACUCCUGUAUUCCCGUUUACAUUUGGCAUUACUGGAAUCUUUGCUUGAGUGUCGACAAUUGCAACCUGGACGAUUGGAGGGUUCAGUUAUGCCUCAGCAGUUGAUGAUGACAGCUAGAUCCAUGAUCCGAAGCAAUGGCUCAGCUGAAGCAAUGCAGGAUGCCAUUGAUCGUUUUGCACAGGCUUUGCAGCUUAUAUUGGAUUCAAGACUGUUGGCUCAGUCUGGCCAAUUGGAUCUCUUUCAAUUGUUGGAUACCCUUCCACGUAACAGACUAAUGGCUCUAGUUCUAAGGAAGCAUCGAGGGCAGUCUUAGCAAAUGUAUGAAUGUUCUGUUUGACACAGAAGCAAUUGAGCUGAAAUAUAAUUUAUUUAAAUAUGAACUAUAACAAAAAUGACAUGCCAGAUUGGAUGGGGCUGGUGGCACAAUUCCACAUAUAUAGUGAGUUUGUUAGUAUGCCCCUUCAACAAGACCACGGCCUAAAUGUGUCCAUCGGUCUGGAACAGGCAGGAAGUAUCGAUGCAUGGCAUCGAUAAAGCGAUUUCGGUACACCUCUGGGGAUACUACUGUGGGCAGGCGAGCCUGACCGCCGCCUAACUGACCAUAAUACUUCACCAUGGCUUCAAGCUUUUUGUCCCAGGUGAAAGUGCGAAUGUAGUCUAUUAUGCCUACUACAAGUUCAUGUCGCUCCUGGUCGAGUCCAACAAGAAGAGAGUAAUCCAUUACAGCUUGUGCAGCAAGGAAUUCUGUAUCGCUGUGAAUUGCUUGCAUGAGCACAGCCUUUGAAUGUGGGUACACAUACAGUGGCGAGUCACACGUCACUGAAAUAGAAAAAAGUCAUUUUGAAGUUUUUGCCAACUGAAAACCAUGUACAAAUGUAAUUAUUAAUAAAAAGUUUUAUAUGUAAAGACAUUUUAAAAAUUUUCUUUGCCUUCUCAUUGUGGUCAUACUUUCGUAAGGCAAGUAAGAAAAAUGAAAUUUAUUUUCUCUCAUACGAAAAUUAAGUGAUGAAAAUUCAAAGAACUGAUAGGAAAUGUGUACGUUAUUUACUAUUUAUGAACAUAUUUCACUCUUGUUCUAGCUUAUACUCUUCUUUACACUACAUUUUACUAAAUGAAUGGAAGUUCCAGAAGGUUUUGGUGAAAUUAGAAGUGAUAAGAUUCCAAAUCACAUUCUAGGAAGAACAAUGCCAAUGAUCAAUUCUGUCAAUUUUUGUUCAAAUUAUCCUCCUGUAAUAAAGUGCGUUCACACUAUGGACAAA
Messenger RNA from Gryllus bimaculatus (two-spotted cricket), 2302 nucleotides. The record is from the annotation of a GenBank genome assembly. NCBI's taxonomy places the organism in Eukaryota, Metazoa, Arthropoda, Insecta, Orthoptera, Gryllidae.